AUGGGCAGAGCAAGGCAAAGAGCCAACGCUCAGCGGCGGAAGCAAAAGCGUCCCGGGGAUCCUCCAGCCACCUGCGCAGCUGUCGCGGUCAUGGGCGCGAGCCGCGCGCGGUGCCCACCUGUCCAAGUCGGGGUCGGGAGCCAGGCGGCAGGCAGGGAGCGCGCGGCAGCCAAGCGGCGGCGGGGAAAGGCGAGGCGCAAGCGCUGGUGGCGGCGGGUCCGGGAGACCGGCGCCAAGAAUCUGCUGCUCCCGCCGCAGCUGCGGAACCAGCGGGGCCCCGCGCCCACCCCAGCGGCCCCCGCCACGUCCCCGGGUGAGCUGGACCUGGGCGCGCAGCGCGAGCGCUGGGAGGCGUUCCGCAAGCUGCGGGGCCUGAGCUGCGAGGGUGCCGCCAAGUUCCUGCUGGACACCUUCGAGUUCCCGGGCCUGGUGUACCACACCGGGGGCUGCCACUGCGGCGCCGUCCGCUUUGCGGCCUGGGCCCCUGAGGAUCUGCACGUGGUGGAGUGCAGCUGCAGGCUGUGCAAGAAGAAGCAGCACCGCCACUUCCUUGUCCCCGCCGAGCGCUUCACGCUGCUGCAGGGCGCCGAGAGCAUGGUCACCUACCCGUCCAACACGCACCCGGCGCUGCACAGCUUCUGCAGCAGGUGCGGGGUGCAGAGCUUCCACGCCGCGGAGUCCGACCCACGCGUGUAUGGCGUCGCCCCGCACUGCCUGGACGCGGGCACGGUGCGCAGCAUGGUCAUCGAGGAGGUCGAUGGUGAAGCUUGGGAACAGGAGACCACCGAGGAGGACGACGAUGACUAUGCCAUGCAGAACGCGUCCAUCGAGAUGGCCCCUGCCUGUCCUGGCCAAGAAGAGCUGUGAAUGAGGUCGCCGACAUGCUGAAUCCAGUGUGCGGGUGGGGUCCCCUCCAGCCAACCCCUGCAGCACUUGGGGAAACAAUCCUUCUCCCCCGUGUGCAAGCUACCUGUCCCUCUUUCCCCCUUCCCCUCCAGUUCUGUUCAAGGGACUUUCUCUGAAUCCAGAACUUGAGCACACACCCCUUCUUCUGUGUGCAAUGAUCACCUUGACAUCUAACAAGCAAGUAGUGUCUCCACGUUUUCAAGUCUACUCUUCCAUCACUUGGUUGUGCCAUUCGUCCUGAAGGAUCCCCACAUGGCUGGUGGGAAUCCCUUGUACUGUACGUUUCUGGUGCUAUUGUGAACAGGCUUGUGUGCAACACGUGCAUUUUAGUGUGCUGGGCGGCUACAUCCCAACACUUUUGUGAACACUUACAGGACGUUCUCCCCGGGUUUCCUGAGCGUUUGUGUUUUAGGUGGACACCUUUCCACUACUUAGGGAAAGCUGUUGCUUUCAGCCACGUUGUUUAUCUAGUGUGUUUGAAAAUAGCAUGUCUUGAAAUUCGAUAUUACAUACCUCAUCACACUCAGUUCUCCAAUGAUGCUACUCUGUUGCUUGGUUUUGUGUUAGUGACUAACUGCUGGGAGGGGAUGGGGAGAGAGGAUUGAGAGGGAUGACCACCCCCUUGGAUCUUUCA
Molecule: messenger RNA, 1540 nt
Organism: Marmota monax (woodchuck)
Lineage: Eukaryota; Metazoa; Chordata; Mammalia; Rodentia; Sciuridae
Product: centromere protein V-like protein 3
Exons: 1
Coding region: 1-867 (288 amino acids)
Molecular function (GO): carbon-sulfur lyase activity
Source: RefSeq, a predicted model, not a curated record